Messenger RNA from Staurois parvus, 304 nucleotides. The record is from the annotation of a GenBank genome assembly. NCBI's taxonomy places the organism in Eukaryota, Metazoa, Chordata, Amphibia, Anura, Ranidae.
CAUCUAGCCACAUCCCUGGGAUCACUCAACAGCUCCGCCUCCUCGCCAGUGAUUGGCCGCCGGAACUGUAGCUCAGGAGAGGCACACAGGCGGCCAAUCACCGGCGAGGAGGUGGAGCUUGGAGAGGUGGAGCCGAGCAGCAGCGCGAAGAUCAAAGAAGAUUUAGCGAGGGAGCCGCCGGAGAAGGAAGACAGCUGACAGGUAAGUGUCUGUAGCGUAUGCUGGCUGUAGAAGGGAGAGGGAGGGAGCGAGCCCAGGCUGGAGCAGGAGUCAGCAAGGUAAGUAUCAUUGGUGUCAGUGGGAG